AUGGGAAGAGGAAAGAAUUUUUUUAAAGUUAAAAAGUACUUGGGUCGUAUACUUUUAGUGUUAACACAGGUUAUUUUUGUAUGGGCACUGUAUACGACAUCAUUUUAUGAAAAUUCAUCAUUAUCAAUCCUACAUUAUUUGAGGGCAUCUGCUUUUUGUUUUUGUUUAUUGCUGUAGGCCUGUUAGAUCCGAGCUUCUAUUUCGGACCCUGGAGAAGUUCGUUAGAAAAGUAUUCCAUUGAAAUUGUUAUUGUUCCAUGAGAUGUAUGAUCGAAAAUGUAGGUAGUGCAAUUCAUGGAAGCCACCGAGAGCACAUCAUUGUAAAAGAUGCAAAAAAUGCAUUUUUAAGAUGGAUCAUCAUUGCGUAUGGAUAAAUAAUUGCAUUGGAGCUUUAAAUUAAAAAUACUUUGUUCUAUUUCUGUUUUACUUACUUUUAUUCAUUUUAACAGUUUUGGGUAUUCACACUAUUGGAAUUUGUGAUUAUUUCAUGAGGUCAAAGAGAAAGAUUUUAUCAAUUAUUAUGACGAUGACUAUCACAAAAUUUUAAAUUUAUAGUAUUCUAGUAAUUAUUUUCUGUUUUACAAUAAUUAUAAGUCAAAUGCUUUUGAAUUAAAUUACAGCAAUCAGAGAUAAUUAGACAGCGGUAGAAUCAAUAUAGGAUAAAUUUGGCAGAUAACAAUUUUUCGUUAAUAACUUUAAACAAGUGUUUGGAGAUUAAGAAUGGUACCAUUGGCUCUUACCAACAAAACCAAAAUUAAAAUUAAAUUAUGCUGAAAUCGUGUAUGCCUAAGAACUCGAUAAUUUUGAUACUGAAUUUGUAGAAGAUAUCCUAUACGAUGAAACUAAUCCAGCUAAUAUUCACUUUGCAGAAUUUAUGUUGGAUAACUAUUCUAAAUAAAAAUAAUGA
Molecule: messenger RNA, 906 nt
Organism: Paramecium tetraurelia
Lineage: Eukaryota; Ciliophora; Oligohymenophorea; Peniculida; Parameciidae
Exons: 1
Biological process (GO): peptidyl-L-cysteine S-palmitoylation; protein targeting to membrane
Cellular component (GO): Golgi apparatus; endoplasmic reticulum
Molecular function (GO): protein-cysteine S-palmitoyltransferase activity
Source: RefSeq, a predicted model, not a curated record